Gryllus bimaculatus (two-spotted cricket) is the source of this 1209-nucleotide messenger RNA. The record is from the annotation of a GenBank genome assembly. Lineage: Eukaryota; Metazoa; Arthropoda; Insecta; Orthoptera; Gryllidae.
AUGAUGCAUACGUCUGAUGCGGAAGAUCUAAACAUGUGGUUGCAACGAGAUCAAGAGGAAGGCGAAGAGUCUCCAUUUGAUUCGAAACGCAAGAAAAAGGGCAAGGGUUCCUCUUCCGGAAAAUCGGAUUCUACUUCUGCGACCACAGAUUCUACGAAAAGUACUAAAAAAUAUAAGGGCAAAAAAGGUGGUGGUAAGAAGAAAGACAAAUCUAAAUUGAAAGAUAAAUCGAAAGAUAGCGGCGAUUCCGAUAAAUCCAAAGGUAAAGAAAAAUCCGAUAAACUUAAGAAAAAAGAUAAAUCUGAUAAACUUGAGAAGAAAGAUUUAUCUGACAAGACCAAAGGCAAAGAACUAUCCGAUAAAUCAAAGGACGAAGAUGAUAACAUGAACGGCAAGGAAAAAAUUACGGACAAGGAUGACUCUGAUAAGAGCAAAGGCAGAGAAUCUUCUGAAAAACCUGAGAAAGAAAGUUCAGAUACAUUGAAAGGCAAAGAAAGCUUAGAUAAAUUGAAAAUCAAAGAAAGUUCCGAUGAACUGAAAGACAAAGAAGGUUCCGAUAAAUUGAAAGGAAAAGAAAGAUCCGAUAAAUUGAAAGGUAUUGAACAUUCUGAUAAAUCUAAGGACGAAGAUGACGCAGAAAAAUCCAAAGGCAAAGGACUUUUUGAUAAGACUAAGGGCAAAGAAAUGUCGGGCUCGACGUUGGGGGACGCGUCUUCGACCACAAAGAAGAAAUCGACCGUUACCAUUGCUCCAUUCGGUAGCGAGUCUAUGGGGAAAUCGGAUACUUCAGAUACGGAUCUUGGUAGGAAAUCGAGUUCCAGUAAGAAAUCGAGCAAGUCCUCCAUAACCCUAAGAGGCUCCGGAAUGGGAUCCAUUAGGAAGUCGAUCGCGAAGACACCGAAGACCAGACCUCUUAUGAAGAAAGUAGACAGUGAGGUUCAGACUGAAUUGACUGUGCUGCAGAAGAAGAAAGGAUCUGUGUUGUAUACUCGAGUGUCCCAACCUCAGAUUGGGAGAAGAACUCUUCCUCCUCUGCGUCCUAGAUCUUCCACCAAAAGAGCAUCAACGCUGCCUUCUCCUCGAGAUCGACAAAGAUCGCUGUCCAGAAGAUCGUCUAAGAGAGUUUCAACGGCUUAUUCCCGACAAUCUAAAGAUCUGGCUAAUCGUAGAAGCAGAGGGGCGUCUAUGCGAACGGCAGGUGGUAACUAA